GUGACGUGACGUCAGCACAAUCAUAUAGAAGAGCUGCUACGACUUUACGAGUCAGUCAAUCUGCGAAAAUAACUGAAAAUAUUCAACGUUAUCCUUGUGAACAGUAAAGAUGGAAUUUCCUGAUCUUGGACAGAACUGCCAUGAAUCUACAUGCAGUCAACUAGAUUUUCUCCCAAUGAGAUGUGAUUCCUGUUCGAAUGUUUUCUGCAAGGAUCACAUUACAUAUGAACAGCAUAAGUGUGCGGCAGGCUUUAGGAAGGAUGUUCAAGUACCGGUGUGUCCGUUAUGCAACAAGCCAGUACCGGUGAAGAGAGGGGAAGCCCCCGAUAUAGGCGUGUCUGAUCACAUAGACCGUGAGUGCCAGUCUGACCCCGCUGUCAAGAAGAGGAAGGUCUACUCCAACAGGUGCACCAAGAAAGGCUGCAAACAAAAAGAGCUUGUUCCAGUAAUAUGUUCCUCCUGUCAUAAGAACUUCUGUUUGAAGCAUCGACAUUCCGUGGACCAUGACUGUCAAGGUUUCCAAAACUCAGGCAAAGGUGCAUCAAAACAAGGGGCAGCUGCAAUCAACAGACACCAGAACAGUAAUAGGACAGCGGGUAGUUCAUCAUCGUCAUCUAGGAAUCAAGCUAGGCCACAACAAACCUCUAUGGCCGCACUUGGAAGAGAUUUUGAUAGGGAAAGGAGAGAGAGAAUGGCCGCUGGUAGACAGCAGGCUAAUGCAGGAAGUACAAUGCAAGCAGGAAUGUCAGAGGAUGAGGCAAUGGCUAGAGCUAUCCAGAUGUCUCUGGCAGAGGAAAGCAAACCAUCUAAGGCGACAAGGCCGCCUGUGAACCCUAGGGCACUACAGCAAGAGGACGAAGACCUGGCACUGGCGAGGGCGCUAGCUGCGAGUGAGGAGGAAGAGAGGAACCGCCGGAGACGGCAGGAGGUCUAUUAACACUGCCCAAUAAUGUUGAUUCCGUUUCAUACAGCAACGACAGCAGUCUGAAAGUGAAAGUUCCAAGUGUGCUCUCUCCUGAUUGGUCGACUGGCCACUUCCCCUUCCGAACGGACCAAUCAGCAUUGCUAACCGAAAUCGGUGAUCAAGCUCUCCAUCUCAUACCAUGUGCUUGGCAAAGACAGAGAUUUGAACGACCACUUAUGGUACCUCCAGACCAACUGACAUCUUCCUUUGUAUUUUGGCACUUAAGACCAAUGUUAAGUACAGAACAAAGAUUUAUUCAAAUUAUCAUUGCGAAUCAGUAAUUAUGAGGUCAGUAAUCACAUUUCCAUAAAGGAGUAACUCGAUAUGUAACACUCUAGUGCUUCUGAAAUGGAUUAUUAUUAUAAAUGCUCUAAAAUUUUGUGUGAAUGAAUAGUACAUGUCGAGGGUUCAGUGACACAAAGACUCCAUAUUUGUCAAAAUGAGUAUUUGAUAUCAAAAUGUUCAAAAAAACGUGGGCUUUACAGGAAACACAUAGACUUAACUCCACCGAACACC
This is a messenger RNA of Strongylocentrotus purpuratus (purple sea urchin), 1480 nucleotides long. RefSeq names its product AN1-type zinc finger protein 2A (gene zfand2b). Gene Ontology annotation, molecular function: zinc ion binding. Gene Ontology annotation, biological process: proteasome-mediated ubiquitin-dependent protein catabolic process; protein targeting to ER. Gene Ontology annotation, cellular component: cytoplasm; endoplasmic reticulum. Lineage: Eukaryota; Metazoa; Echinodermata; Echinoidea; Camarodonta; Strongylocentrotidae. The transcript is spliced from 9 exons. The record is from RefSeq and is a predicted model, not a curated record. The coding region runs from base 110 to 937 and encodes 275 amino acids.